AUGUACGGGCAACUAUGGCAUGGCCUGGCGGCCAUUGCUACCCUUGGGAGUUGCGCCCUUGCCAAUCCCCUUGUAUACUGGGAUGGGCGAGGAAAUGCAAGCAUGAACUACGAGCACUUCAUGGCGAGAGAUACUGCCGAUUUCGAUCAAUCAGAUCUUUCAUUCAUCACGAGAAUGGCCGCCAUCGGCGACUCUUACUCGGCUGGAAUAGGCGCAGGUAACCGGAUUCAAACUGAUGCCGAUUGGGCUUGCAGUCGCUAUGAUCACUCCUAUCCCUAUCUCAUUCAUAACGAUCCACAGCUGGGCGACCCAGCAGCAUGCACUUUUCAGUUCGUGUCCUGCUCUGGUGCAGUCACAGCCGAUGUCCUCGACAAACAGAUCCCUCAAAUCAGCGGGAGCCAGCAAGUCAUCUUGCUAUCAGUCGGGGGUAAUGAUGCUGAGCUCUCAAGCAUCCUAAACCAGUGUAUCUUUGGAUGGGCCGCCUUGGCCCCAGAGACAGUGAAGUCGGCAAAGGAAGCGGCUCUGAAACACCCAGAGUUUGCAUGGGCGGCGAAUUUUGACUGGGACUCGUUAGGUCAUGGCUGUGAGAAGCAGUUGGCUCGCACAAGAGACAUCAUUGCUGGGAAUACCUUCAGCAGAAGCUUGGAUUCUGUUAUUGAGGCAGCAAAGAAAAAGCUAAGUCCAGAUGGGAUGAUUUACUACACCGGGUAUGCCAAGUUCUUUGCAGAAAGAUCUAUCACCGGCAAAAUAGCCAGCUUAUUUCAGGGCGCACAGAAAUUGACGAGGGCUAAUCGGAAGAUAAUGAACGACCUUGUCGAUGCCGCCAACGCGCAAAUUUCGGCUGCAGUCAAGAGAGCCGGCUCCCAGGUCAAGUUUGUAGACUACGACUCUUGGGUGGGCCAUUUCAAUGGCCGGUUCUGUGAAAACGGUGUCGACGAAUCAACAGUCGAAAGCAACACAAGAACUGGUCUCAUGUUCUACGAGCUGAAUACGAUGGACCCCUUCGGCACAAAUCCCUGGAAACGGAGCGACAAGCAGCCAUUCGAAGGAACGUUUGAAGGCACCGUGAACCAACUCGCGGAGAUUACACGUCUGAUGGAUCCAGAUGCCAAGUUCUCAGAGCAGGCCUUUAUCUCCGACGCUGGCACUGCUUCUAUUGCCUCCUUUGACGUGAAACUAGUCAACAGUGCCAGUGUCCUUGGCCUGACAAUUCCAAAUUUACUCCCAGACGGAUACGGGCGUGUUUUCCAUCCCCAGAUAUUGCUGCACGAGCUCAUUGCCUCGCUGGUCAUCUAUGAAAUGGUCAAUAAGAACGAGCAAGAUCAUGGGUUUCCUGCAAUCCCCGAGACGUUGACCUUGGACUCGUGCCCCAGCUAUGGGAAUAAUAAUGGGGCUGGGGACGGCCAACAAAUCGCCUUAGCAUCGUACGUCAAUCCGCUCGCGGACCCAGUCGCUUGGGACCGCAUGAUUGCCUACCCAUCAAGCAAGGUGAGUGUCCUAGUCGCCAACGUCCUCAACGGCCCGGACACCACGGUGAAUGAGGAUUGGGCAAAGGUCAUCAACCGGGCCCAUACAUCGGGGAAACGAAUCCUUGGCUAUGUACGGACAGGGUAUCUAGGUCAAAGCCAGCAGGCCUUCGAGACCCGGCUUGGUUCGACCGACCUUGCCGACUGGGUCUCGCAGAUCCAAACUGACGUCGACUUGUGGUACCAGCUGUACCCCGGCAAGAUCGGCGGCAUCUUCUUCGACGAGGGAUGGAACGAUUGUGGGCCAGACAAUCUGUAUGCAGAUUUGUAUCGUUUUAUUACCGAUGCUACGAAGCGAAAACACCCCGGAGCUUUUACCGUGCUUAAUCCCGGUGCUACAAUGCCACAGUGCUUUGAGCAUAGUGCCGACACGCUCAUGACAUUUGAGCAGAGCUACGACACGUACAUGAACAACUACGUCCCCAACCCUGGCUGGACACCCAAGGACCCGCGCAAGCUCUGGCAUAUUAUCUACGGCGUACCGGAGGCGGACGCGGGAAAGGUCGCCGCGCUGGCCCUAAAGCGCGGAGCCGGCCUUAUCCACAUUACGAAUGACCUUCUCCCCAACCCGUACGACACCCUACCCGAUGAAGCCUAUAUGAAAGCCAUUACGGACACAAUCAAGGGUGGUGGACCGGAUGUUGCAGAUCCCACCCCGUAUCCAGCCGGCGGCCAUGCUGCGUUUCCACCAGGCCCAUUAUUAGUGACCGCCUCUGACUAUUCCUCCGUGAGCCUCAAGUGGGAUAUCUCUAACAGAGAGCCCCCACACGCGUACGCGGUAUACCGCGAUGGGAACGAAGUUGCUCGCCUCCCGGGUACAAUGUCCCGGGUGACAAUCGGCAACAUCAGCCCAGGAUCCUCCAUGUCCUUCACCGUACGGGCUAUCGGGACGGACGGAAAGGAGACCGGAGAUUCGAAUUCCGUGGCUGCAACUACACAGAGCCUGCCCAAUAACCAGGCGGUAACGAACGUCAGAGUCAGCAAAUCUGCCACCUCCACCACUAUCCAGGCCGAUUUCCUCGUCCCAUACGCCUUUAUGCGCGUCUAUCUUACAGACCCGGACACGCACUGCCAAAUGCCAGCAUGGCCAAUCAACUUCAACGCCGGGAACUUCAUCUGCACGCACUACAUGGUCGAGAAUGAGGUCCUGUACGAGUAUAGUGGUGCCAACUUAACAGAAGGACAAACCAACUACCCCUGGGCGUGGUCCUCGAAAGGCGCCGCCCCAGUCAAACGUGACGGCUAUACCUUCACGUGGACUCUCCCCGUCGGCACCGACACCACCGACUCUAGCUAUUUCUCCGUCCAGGCUCAGGGCUACGGGCCGCUGACGAACGUCUUCCACCCGUGCCCGAGCGAAUGGCAUGAUAGCACGGCAGGUGCCGGGGCCUUCUGCACCGGGUCGUCACCAUACGACUGCAAAGGCGAGACGCUCUGCAGUACCACCAACGUCAAGUGGUGCGACAAGGCAGUCAACCAGAUGAACCGCGGCCAAACGAUUUACACAUCCAAUGCAGAGGCACUCGCUCUGUCCGGGAACUGCUGGGCAAAUAACGCGGGAUUCGGAUGCUCCGUGAAAAUCCGAGGCACGGAUCAGAAUGGGAACAAUUGUAAGAUCACUGGGGACGAGAUGUGGGAGGCCUACCAGGAUAUCCGCAAUAUUGGGGGCUGUGGAAAGUGCGGGACCAAGCACUUUGGGAAUGGAUGUAUGGUCAGCGUCGACUAUUACUAUGGCUGUGAUAAUCGAGAUAAGGGCGUGCAGUUGAUGGCGGAUUUCGCUGAGACUAAUCUAACGGACUCUAUGUAG
Messenger RNA from Aspergillus novofumigatus IBT 16806, 3333 nucleotides. Its product is annotated as fibronectin type III domain protein. NCBI's taxonomy places the organism in Eukaryota, Fungi, Ascomycota, Eurotiomycetes, Eurotiales, Aspergillaceae. The transcript is spliced from 11 exons. The record is from RefSeq and is a predicted model, not a curated record. Bases 1 to 3333 code for a protein of 1110 amino acids. Gene Ontology annotation, molecular function: hydrolase activity, acting on ester bonds; protein binding.